Bathycoccus prasinos is the source of this 573-nucleotide messenger RNA. RefSeq lists its product with no specific name. The record is from RefSeq and is a predicted model, not a curated record. Lineage: Eukaryota; Viridiplantae; Chlorophyta; Mamiellophyceae; Mamiellales; Bathycoccaceae. The coding region runs from base 1 to 573 and encodes 190 amino acids. The transcript has a single exon.
AUGAUCUCUUCUUCUCUCUCGUCGUCGUCGUCGUUUUCAAGAAGCGCGACGACGAGUUCUUCCUCGAGGUAUUCUACUACGACUGCUCGCAGUCACGGGAGAACGACGAGUUGUUCCACUUCGUGUUCUUCUUCUUCUUCUUCUUCUGUAUUCUCGUCUUUGUCUCAUUACGGAGGACUUUUACCCCCCAAGAGAAGGAGGAAAAAUCAGAUCUCUCUCGCGACCAGCGCGAACGUCGAACCGUCGGACGCACCCGGCGAAGGCAAAAAACGGUUCCCUCUCCUCGCCGAAGAGAGCAGACACUCGCGCUCGGAACCGAGGAAGUACAAACACCCGCAAAACGAAGGGUGCGCGGUGACGUAUUCGUUCGAUACGGAUGCGUUCGGGAACUUUAAAGUGGUGGAGAUUCGCGAGGACGGGGUGGUGAAACCGAUGGACGCGCCUGGCGAAGGGAAGAAACGAGCGCCGGAAGCGAUGCAGGAGAGAGAAAAAGACGACGGGUGGGACGCGAAGAAAGGACACGGGUUGAUGUUCGGGUACGUGGAGGAGAGGAAUCCGGAUAACGCGUGUUAG